Molecule: messenger RNA, 1333 nt
Organism: Harpegnathos saltator (Jerdon's jumping ant)
Lineage: Eukaryota; Metazoa; Arthropoda; Insecta; Hymenoptera; Formicidae
Gene: Polr1C
Product: RNA polymerase I and III subunit C
Exons: 8
Coding region: 160-1242 (360 amino acids)
Biological process (GO): DNA-templated transcription
Cellular component (GO): RNA polymerase I complex; RNA polymerase III complex
Molecular function (GO): DNA binding; protein dimerization activity
Source: RefSeq, a predicted model, not a curated record
UGUAUGUAUAUAUACACCAAGGUAUAUUUAAAAAUAUCGAAUGCAUCGGCAUGUUGUGUACCGGGAGAUUUAACCUCUUUCGUCUCGUGUGACUCAAAACGCUUUUAACUUAAAAGAGAGCUUUUGUAGACAUCGAGUUGUUAAAGCAAAGAUUAGAAAAUGAAGGAGGAAAAUCAAGAAAAGAAGCAAGUGAAAAAAGAAAGGCCUCCGCAGAUGGUUUUAGGAGAACAUAACAUACCAAAUGCUUUCGAAUUCAUGGGUUAUGUACGUAAUGAAGCAGAUAAAAACGCACUACCGUUGGAAAAAUUUCAGAAGACAAUGAGGAUAGAAGUAGUGCAAGACAAGGAUAAUGUGUUAGAAUUUGAUAUGAUUGGUUGUUCAAGUGCAUUGGUCAAUGCUUUUCGUAGGAUACUUUUGAGCGAAGUGCCAAGCAUGGCUAUUGAGAAAGUUUAUGUUAUAAAUAAUACCAGUGUGGUCCAAGAUGAAGUACUUGCACAUAGGUUGGGCCUUAUACCUUUGCGGGCAGAUCCUCGAUUGUUUGAGUAUCCACCGAGCAAUGGCAGGAAGGAUGAUGAAGUCAGUGAUCAGGAUACUCUCAGAUACGAAUUAAAAGUCGCAUGUACAAAAAAUCCACAAAAAUCGCAGGACUCUCAGUUACCAGAAGAAAUUUACAAAAACAGCAGUGUUUACAGCAAAGAUAUCAAAUGGGUGCCGAUAGGCCGGCAAGCAGAGAUGUUUCCAAAUGGAGCAGAACAACUGGGCGUAUUAGAAAACGAUAUAUUGAUAUCUAAGAUGCGUCCUGGCCAUGAGAUUCACGUGUACAUGCACGCGUUUAAAGGCAUCAGCAAAGAUCACGCAAAAUACUCUCCCUUGUCCAUCGCGACGUAUCGUCUCUUGCCAAACAUCGAGUUGCUUACGCCUGUAACAGGCAAGAAAGCGGAUCUUUUAAAAAGUUGCUUCAGCCCAGGCGUGAUUGAGGUAGUCGAACGAAAGACUGAAGAAGGUGAGAGCGUACGCGAAGCACUAGUGAAGAGCGCUCGCUACGACUACUGUUCCAGGAAUGUCUUUCGCUACCCUGAACUCAAGGAUUGUGUGAAACUAACUCGGGUACCGGAUCAUUUUAUCUUCACUGUAGAAACUCUGGGAGCGUUACCGUCGGCUGUGCUAUUCAAAGAAGCUGUUAAAGUACUCAAGACCAAAUGCAUAACAUUCAUCGACGAGUUACAGAAUUUAGGAGAAUAAAUGUAUACCAUAGUAACAUAGGUUCUUUUAUAAUAUAAACAUGUAUGUGUGGGUACAUGCAUACAUAUAUAGAUAUGCAAGUGUACAAAUA